This is a messenger RNA of Teleopsis dalmanni, 1464 nucleotides long. RefSeq names its product acyl-CoA Delta(11) desaturase-like. The transcript is spliced from 5 exons. The record is from RefSeq and is a predicted model, not a curated record. Gene Ontology annotation, molecular function: iron ion binding; stearoyl-CoA 9-desaturase activity. Gene Ontology annotation, cellular component: endoplasmic reticulum membrane. Gene Ontology annotation, biological process: unsaturated fatty acid biosynthetic process. Bases 156 to 1283 code for a protein of 375 amino acids. NCBI's taxonomy places the organism in Eukaryota, Metazoa, Arthropoda, Insecta, Diptera, Diopsidae.
AAGCUUUUCGCAUUUUAAUUUUGGUUGGUGAAGACGUGUUUUUUAUUUGCAAAGCCGGUAGAAAAAACGCAAAUUUUUUUGAAAAAUAUUUUUAAAAAAUUUUUUUAUUUAUAAAAUUUAAAUUUGAUUUGUGUUAAAUAUUUUAACGCUUAAUCAUGCCGCCAAGAGAUGUUGCUUUGCUUAACAACACUGAUUCGCUGUUGUCAAGCGCCGAAUUAAGUAAAUCUGCGGGCUCCAAGCAAACCGGUGUCUUGUUCGAGUGCGAUGCUGAUACGACCGAUGGAGCCCUUGCGACCGAUAUACGCCAAUACAAGAAAGCAGAGAAGCGUAAGCUGAAGUUGGUGUGGCGGAAUAUCAUUUUGUUUGGAUAUUUGCAUGUAGCUGCGCUGUACGGUGGUUGGCUCUUCUUCACCUCAGCUAAAUGGGCUACAGUAUUUUUCUCUAUAUUUUUAUAUUCCAUUGGAGUGUUGGGCAUAACUGCCGGCGCUCAUCGCUUAUGGGCACAUCGUUCUUACAAAGCUAAAUGGCCACUACGUGUUAUUUUGAUCAUUUUCAACACAGUUGCUUUCCAAGAUGCAGCUUAUCAUUGGGCACGUGAUCAUCGUGUACAUCAUAAAUUCUCUGAAACUGAUGCUGACCCACAUAAUGCUACUCGUGGUCUUUUCUUCUCACACGUUGGCUGGUUGCUCUGCAAAAAACAUCCUGACGUUAAGGCUAAAGGCAGAGGUCUUGACUUAACCGAUUUACGUGCUGAUCCAAUUUUGAUGUUCCAAAAGAAAUACUAUCUAACUCUCAUGCCUUUGGCAUGCUUCAUUUUACCAACAAUCAUACCCAUGCUAUGCUGGAAUGAAUCUUUCAUCAAUUCUUGGUUUGUUGCAACCAUGUUCCGUUGGUGCUUCUUGUUGAACGUUACUUGGUGUGUAAACAGCGUAGCACAUAAAUUCGGUGGACGUCCAUAUGAUAAAACCAUCAAUGCAUCUGAAAAUCCAGGUGUUGCUGCUUUUGCAUUUGGCGAAGGUUGGCAUAAUUAUCAUCAUGUGUUCCCUUGGGAUUACAAAACAGCUGAAUGGGGUAACUACACCAUGAAUCUAACGACAGCUUUCAUUGAUUUCUUUGCCAAGAUUGGUUGGGCUUAUGAUCUAAAAUCGGUUGCACCAGAAACAAUUGAGAAACGUGUUAAACGCACCGGUGAUGGUUCACAUGAAUUGUGGGGCUGGGGCGACAAAGAUUUAAGCCCUGAAGAUGAGAAAGAUGUAUUGAUCAUCAAUAAGAAAACUGAGUAAAUGCUACGAUACGCAGCUGCUGUGCACUUAUAUUUUAUAGAAUUCAUUUGCAUGCAAACAUUUAAAGCAAUUAAUUCUACUUUUAUAAAAAGUAAAUUGUUAAUCUGUUAUUGGCACUACAUUAUCAAAUGUAAUUGUAUUUAAUCCGAUUAAAAUAUUAUCGAAAGUAGAAGAAAUUGAA